Cryptomeria japonica (Japanese cedar) is the source of this 2447-nucleotide messenger RNA. Its product is annotated as transcription factor MYB20. Bases 527 to 1978 code for a protein of 483 amino acids. Gene Ontology annotation, biological process: regulation of stomatal movement. Lineage: Eukaryota; Viridiplantae; Streptophyta; Pinopsida; Cupressales; Cupressaceae. The transcript has 3 exons. The record is from RefSeq and is a predicted model, not a curated record.
UCUUUACUUUGUGUUUCCUGGCCCCAAGAUAUAUGCAUGCCAUGCUCUUUUCUUUUUUUCUUCUGCUUUGAGGAUUGUAUGUUGAAACAUUUUUCUUUUUUCUUCUUUCUUGCUGAGUUGUUCAUGAUUUAUUGCAUCUUGACAAACAAGGAGAUAAGAACCAAAGGAGUCACUUUCUGUAAAUAGUUUUCAGGAAUAAAGGAAGAAAUGGAAAUGCCUUUGCUAGGUUAAUAUUCAUAUAGCUGGAAUUAGACUGCAUGCUGUUCAUGUUUAUGCUUUUGUGGCUGUAGAGAUUAAUUAAGAGAAGCUUCCUUCUCAUCCUCUAGUUUUUAGAUGUGGGUUUUUGUUAAGAAUGCCCAAUUUCAGCGAAUUUUUAUUAGUAUCUAAUGUUGCUGCUGCUACUGCUGUGUGUAUUGAUGAUGGUUGGAAAGAUUCAUAGAUUGGGAAAAGCUGUGAGCAGAUACAUAAUUUAUUGAGUUUCAGUCCUGAUAAUUUCCAAGGAAGGAUAAUUCAGAGAGCAAGAAUAAUGGGCCGCCAUUCUUGUUGCUACAAGCAGAAGCUUAGAAAGGGCUUGUGGUCUCCUGAGGAGGAUGAGAAGCUCUUGAGGCAUAUUACAAAAUAUGGCCAUGGAUGCUGGAGUGCUGUUCCCAAGCAAGCUGGUCUUCAGAGAUGUGGGAAAAGUUGCAGGCUGAGAUGGAUCAACUAUUUAAGACCGGAUCUGAAGAGAGGUUCAUUCAGUCCACAGGAAGAAAAUCUUAUCAUUGAGCUCCAUGCACUUCUUGGCAACAGGUGGUCUCAGAUAGCAACCCAGUUGCCUGGAAGGACUGACAAUGAGAUAAAGAACUUGUGGAAUUCAUGUAUUAAGAAGAAGCUGAGGCAACGUGGUAUUGAUCCUGUAACUCACAGGCCUCUGUCUGAGAUUAGUGCUGGUGAGACUGCAGGAGGAGGAGGAGAUGAUAGCAAUAUCAACAAGGCAGCGACUGCUUCUGUUUCUCUGGAUGACAAUAACAAUAAUUUGAAGCAAGCUGAGGAUUUGAGGAAUGAAGUCACUGAUACUGCAGCCUUUUCUAAUCCUAUGGAACAUGCCAUGUUUGAAUCCCAUGAAGUCCUGAGAAAUCAUCAGGAUAUAGAUUCCAAGGACAGCAGUAACAUGUCCUUGAGACAGGAAUUUCUUCUGCAGAAAUACAACAAUGGAAAUGACAGCCCUGUAACCUCACUUGCUGAUCUCAAUUUCAUGCAGUUAUCAGCCCAUGUUUUGAACAAUCAUCAAAAGCUUUCCUCUUUAAGCAAUCCCAAUCCAGUUUUAUGCCUGCAGCCCCCACUCCAGAGCUCUUGUGAGAUCCCCAUGGGUGAAAACGAGAUUUCAUGGUCAGGGCUGCAUUGCAAGGAUACUGCAGAGAAUUUUCUGGGGAAUGUUAAUUCAGAUUUUACAGUUUCAAGUGAGUUUUCUGACAAUAAUUGUAUGAUGGGCAAUCCAUCUCUUUACAGGGCAGGGCCUGGUCUUUCUUCCUUCUUGUAUUCUAAUAGACUGAUGGGCAAUCAGGAUUUCAUGGACAACUCUGGGACUAAUUACAUGACCAGGGCUCAAACAUACUGGGAUAAUCAUAAUGUGAGUGGAGCCAGCAGCAGUAGUAUAAGUGGGAAUAGCAGUAACAACAUAGAGGUCAACAAUGGCGGCUCCUUUUAUGAAACAACAGGCAACAUUUGGGGAUUGGGUGAAGCAGCACAAGGAGAUGGAUCUGACAUUACUUCAGAAACCGAACUUUUUCAUGCUCCAUUUUCCAGUAAUUCACACGCAAUGUAUAUUACUGAAAGCAAGCCUUUUGCUGGAAAUAUAUACAGUGGAGACAAUCACAAAAAUGCAGCUGAUUGCUCAGUUUCGUGGCAGCAACAGGUAACUGAUCCGGCCUAUGAUAGGGCCUUUACCCUAUUAUCUCCUGAUUUCCAGCACAUUGUUGCAGCUCUGGAUCAAAUAUAAGACAGAUUUAACUGUGAAAGAUGAAUGCUAAUUAUCAAGGAUAUCACUCAAAAUUUUAUUUUGUUUUGUUUCUCUGCCCUAACACUGAUUACCCAUAUUAUAAGAUCUUGGAAACCAUGGUUUUUUACCAGAAUUGCAGGUUUUGGAGGGUGUAAUAAAAUUACAGCCAUGGGCAGUGUUCAAGUCAAGACAUGGAAUUUGGUUGGUUCUAUGUAUAUAGGUCAGUUACCAAAAAGCAAAAAAAAUAUCAACAAAGUUGUUUAAUAUCUGCAGCCCAACAAAGUGUUGUGAAAAGAAAUUUCAAAGGAGUUUUGUGAUAGGAUCUCAAUGUCAGCCCAGAUCAAUACUUGUUCACUGUUGUUCAUAUUUGCUUCGAUAAAUUUGUUUGAAAUAUUCAUUCGUCUCAAUUCUGUGUUAAUCCAAGUGUGAGAUCAAUAAAAGCUGCAAUAAGUUGCAAAUUUUUUAAAAA